AACUGCACUUCUCUCCUCCUCCUCUGAUAACCCAGAGCUGCUUCUGUACGUCACUCCUUCAUUUCUCUCAUCCUCCGCUCAGCGAACAUCCCCUCCAGCAGCACUAUGGACAGCACACUAUCAGCAUACUCUGACAAGCUGAGAGAGAUGUCGGUGUUGUCUCUCAUCUGCUCCUGUCUGUAUAAUCAGCCGCAUCCCAACACCUUCGGCCAGUUUGAAGAUAUGGAGGUGAAGUCUCUGAAUAAGCGAGCGUCCGGCCAGGCGUUUGAGGUCAUCUUGAAGAGUCCGACUGACCCGUCUCCAGAAAGACCCCAGACACUGGCACUGCCACCCCAGAGGAAGGAGCCCUCGCUGGGGGAGCUGCAGAGGAGGCUGGAGGCCGCAGAGGCCAGGCGCAGGUCCCAGGAGAAGCAGGUCCUGAAGCAGCUGGCGGAGAAGCGCGAGCGGGAGAAAGAGGUGCUCACUAAAGCUCAGGAGGUCAACAACAACUACAGCAAGAAGACGGAGGAGAAACUCAACCAUAAAAUGGAGAUGAUCACAGAAAACCGCAUGGCCCGUCUCAAUGCUCUCAAGCAGCGUCUGAGAGAGAAGGAGAUUCACGCCGAAGAGGUGCGCAAGAAUAAGGAGCUUAACACUGAUCUUUCUGGUUAAGGACACUGUGGAGCCAUGAGACGUCCAGUAAAGACAGCAGUUGGGCAGCAGUUUCUCAUUCUUUGGCCACACUGUCUUAAGAGGUCAUAUCAAACUCACUCACCAUACCAGUUUUCCUUACCAGUAAACAUCUCUCUCACACACACACACACACAAACACACACAAACACACCAUGUAGAAAAAAAAGUAUGUGAAUCCCCAAAUGCCAAAGCCAUACUUAUUGGAUAUGUAUUUCAGAAAUAUGGGCAUUAAGGGUGCUUUGACAUCUGUCGAUUGGUCCACACCAAUGACAAAUGAAAUGAUUCAUCCUAGCAUUUUAAGUCAUUUCGUUUCCUUGUGACAGCACUGAUUGCUUUGGCCUGAAACAAACCAACAUACUGUUAUGAGACAACAUCUACAUCACUUAAAUUUCUUACAUUUAAUUUGGAUUGAUCAAAAUUUGAGGCUCUCUAAUUGCUCACAACUGCAACUGCUGUGGAGCAAAACUGCUAAAGCACAAACCGUCAACACACUUCUCAAUCAAUGCUUUGUGAUUCGUAGAUUAAUAAUUGUGGAUUCUUUCUGCAAUCGAUUCUGAGUGCUCUAGGCUAGUCUUAACAGCAGAUGGUGCUGUGUGCUAGUUUUAAGUGCAGACAGUGCUCUAGGCUAGUUUUAACAGCAGAUGGUGCUCUAGGCUUGUUUUAACAGCAGAGGGCGCUCUAGGCUAGUGUUAACAGCAGACGGCGCUCUAGACUAGUUUUAACUGCAGACAGUGCUCUAGGCUAGUUUUGACAGCAGAUGGUGCU
Messenger RNA from Danio rerio (zebrafish), 1437 nucleotides. The record is from RefSeq and is a predicted model, not a curated record. Lineage: Eukaryota; Metazoa; Chordata; Actinopteri; Cypriniformes; Danionidae.